AUGCACCACAUCGCCCCCGACAACAUCGACAAUGAAAACGACGACACCGUUGAACUACGACGCCGUCACAACGAUCUCGCACCCAUCUCUCGUCUGCCCUUCUCCGUCCUCACGUCCAUCUUCCUAUUCUUUCCCGCUGCCGAUCUCGAAAGCGUACUGUACGAACCCGACGAGUACGGCGACAUAUUACCAGACGACGAGGCCUAUCCUACCUGGCUUUCUAUCACUCACGUAUGUCAUCUGUGGCGCGAGGCAGCCCUUGAUUGCGCGUUGUUAUGGACGGACAUCAUGUUCUAUCGGGGCCCAGAGUGGAGGCACAUUUCCUUUGAGCGCUCCAAAUCUGCCCCGUUAACCAUCGCUCUACAUAGCGAUUUCGACGACGACGUGGGUGAUGUAUUUUAUGAGGAAAGACUCGAAGCGGUUCUUCCUCACCUCAAUCAUAUCAAGACGCUCGAAAUCGACCUGAUAAGCUUCAUCUUCACGGAGCUCGUUUCCAGUAUUCACCGAAUACCUCAGCUACCUAUGCUCGAGUAUUUGUGGCUCGAAGACUUAUCUGAAGGGACGUGUCAGAUCCCUGACGAUCUUUUUUCUGGACGUUGCCCUCAACUGCGAGUGCUCAAACUGUAUGACUGCACUUUCCCGUGGACGAGUCGCAUGUUUCGGCUGGACUUGAUCACGCUGGUCCUCGAGGUCGAUCUGAAUGUGGCCUCUCGGCCCACACCAGAUGAGUUGUUCACGAUUCUGCGACAAUUGCCCUCCCUCGAAUCCCUCGACCUCAGCUUCACGUUUCCGGAAGAGAGACACCACGACAUCGUCUACAACGAUUGGACGACGUCGUCCGUACACCACAAUCCAGUCAACAUGCCCAAUCUGUUGUAUCUACGUAGCAGCGAUGCGCCAUUGCCACUCGCGAAACUCAUGGAGUCUCUCGUCCUACCCGCCGAAACAAAAGUUGAGCUGGAAUGCUACUGGCACAGUGGCGAUUCGUACCCGGACGAGGUCGAUACGUUACUCCAGGUCAUCAGUACUCGCCACGAUCAAGUCGCAUCCAGUGAUGAUGAUACUCACCUUGCUAUCUCAUGGAAAACAGACGUUCGCGACUUGCUAGUCAACACGAGCAUAUGUCGCGCUGGAGUCGACGAUCCUUACAAUAACCUGCAAUUGCGGAUCAAUUUCAGUUCUCACGUCAGUACCCACCAGCGCGCAUGGAACUUCAGUCUGGUGCAUUCUCUGAAGGUGUUCCGAUUAGAGACGUUCACUGCGGUUUCUCUCACGGGCGAUCGCACGAUCCACCCGAGCGACGCAAAUGCGAUAUUCUCGACCAUGCAGCGCAUUCGAUAUCUAAAUCUCGUGGGCAAGAUUGCACAUACUUUUGUGGAAGCAUGGCAUGACCACCUGCAGUCCCUACACACGCCAAGCACAGAUGAAAAUCAAUCCAUGUACUCGCCACGAUCCACAGCCCUCCCCGCGCUCGUCAUCCUUCGGAUUUUCCUCCCGCCCGCGCCAUUCAUCGAGUUGCACAGUAGCCUCCUGAUCACGCUCUUUGGCAAGAGAUCGGAUCUGUUCCCUGACUUGGAUCCCGUCGAGAUAUUCUUCCUCGAUACCUCUCUCAUGGACGACGAAAUUCGAGAAAUUGAAGCUGCAAAAGGUGUCAGAUGUGUUACAUCGGAGUUUACCUCCGGAUUUAGAAGAUGAUUACCGUCGAGCUGGGUGGCUAUCUGGUGGAGCCCGGUCAUUCAGGGAGGUAAGAGCUGUUUGUGUCGAAUUUUGUCUGUUUAUCUAGCGAUCGUAUUUUCUUUGCAUAUUGUGUCUGAUAAAUAUAAAUGAUACGCCCGAGUCAGGAUAUGUUCGAGUGUGGCGAGGUCGAACUAGUAAAUACCUAC
Molecule: messenger RNA, 1883 nt
Organism: Stereum hirsutum FP-91666 SS1
Lineage: Eukaryota; Fungi; Basidiomycota; Agaricomycetes; Russulales; Stereaceae
Exons: 1
Coding region: 1-1695 (564 amino acids)
Source: RefSeq, a predicted model, not a curated record